GGGAGCCUUUGAGCUUUUGCGCUUUUGCAAUGGAGCUGGCCACUUGGAGCUGUGUGGCUUUGGGUCAGUUCUCAGAAGGGCGCGGGGUUGCUGCGGCCCAAGACGUGCGAGCGGGUGAGCUGCUGCUCGAGGUGCCGCUGGAGAAGUGUUGGACCGCGGAGCGCGCGCGGUGUCUGCGGCCCGAGCUCGGUGCGCUCACCGAGAAAGAGGCCAUCAUCGUGCACCUGGCCCUGGCCAAAGCUGCGGAAGGCGCAGAAGGCGCAGAAGGCGCGGAAGGCGCGGAAGGCGCGGAAGGCGCGGAAAGUCGGAGUCACUUGGCGGCGCUUCCCAGCUUGGAGUCCAUGGGACUUCCUCACACCUGGAGCUCGGAAGACUUGGAGGAGUUGCAAGGCAGCGAGGUGCGCACACACGCGCUACGGCUGCAGGAGGAGCUGGCGGAGGAUUUCGCGAAGCUGAGUCAGGGUCACACGCUCUCCUUCGAGAACUUUCAGUGGGCUUGGAGCAUUUAUUCCUCCCGAGUCAUGUCCUUGAGCAGCGGCGGGAAACGCAUGUUUGCCAUUGUGCCUGGAUUGGAUAUGUUCAACCAUUCGCCUCACGUGCCGGCUGGCUUGUUCAGAUUACAAGGUGAUCGGGUCACAGUUUCCGCAGGCCAGGACCUGCGGAAAGGAGAGCAAGCCUUUAUCAAUUAUUCCGAGGGCAUGUACAACAGCCAAAUGCUGUUGUCUUUCGGAUUUCUGCUUCCUGACAGGGAAAGCAGUGAGAUCACUCUGUCUUUGCAAGUUUCGGCACCCCAGUUUCAGCUCCACCGUCGCGUGUUGGACGCCCUGGAGAGCCCCUUGUUUCAGGUCUUGCAUGAGCCGGACCCGCGUGUCUCGGGAGAGUUGAUUGUGAAGCAUGUCCUGACACUUGCUGAUCCGCUGCCUCCGGCCUUCCUAUCCAUGGUUCGCACGCAGCACCUGAGGCACCUGAGGGACCUGAGGGAGAGUGCGCCUGGUGGCCUGGAGGGCCUGGAGCGCCUGGAGGGCCUGGAGCUCGCUCUCCGCGGGCUGAAGUGCAAGGACGAGCUGCGUGCUUUGUUCCUCAUCUCCAUGCUGCUGGAGGGCAAGCUGCAGGGCGAUGAGAAGGAGAAGGGCGAUGAGAAGGAGAAGGAGGAGAAGGAGAAGGAGAGAAAGGAGUCGAGGACGGCGCGAGAGCAGUGUGCCGGCGAGCGCCGCGUGCUGUUGGCGGCGGCCGCCGAGGCCCGGCGCCGGCAGCGGGCAGCGCUGCGCGCGGCGCUGCGCUCCGCCGAGCCCGAGAGAUCCGAGACGGAGUCGGCCUGCGGAUGCGAGCAGUGCGUACGGGCGCAGACGCCGUGGCUGCACCGCAUCCAGGCAGCUGCUCCCACACUUCAGGCGGAGCUGGACGCAGUGGCGCGGCUGAGUAAGAACCUCUACGACCGGCUGCCCGAGGAUUUGCCGCGGGCUUGUCACCUCAUCAACCUUUGGGUCGUGAAUGCCCAAAAUCGCCAAAAUGCGCACUUGCCUGAGCUGGAGGAGCUGCCCAACGCAUUUUUGGCUUUGUACCUGGAGAAAAUGAGGCUCUGGGGCUCGUGGCUGGCUGCACAGUGGGUGCAUUGUGAGGCCAUCACUUUGGAGGAGCUGAGCAGCAUGGGUGCAGAACAGCUGAAUCUUCGCAACCAGUACGCUUGGAGCAUCCCCACUCAAAAGGCACUUGAGCUGCUGGCUGCGCACCAGCCACUGCUGGAGGUGGGUGCGGGAACCGGAUAUUGGGCAGCACUGUUGAAGGACAUGUCUGUGGAUAUUUUGGCCUUUGAUGCCAAGCACUUCGACUCAUCCUACACUUCAGCUUCAAUUUCCCAGGGCCAGGAGAUAACCUCCCGCUAUCACUGCGAAGUGCAGUGUGGAGGCCCGCAGGUGGUUGCACAGCACAGAGGUCGUGCGCUUGUACUGAUGUGGCCAGACUUCAUGGGUUUUGGCACGUAUGGAAUGCAGUGCUUGCGCCACUAUGAGGGCGAUGUCUUGUUUCUGGUUGGAGAAUGGAGAACGAGUACGCUUGGUUCUUACGUCAAAGAAAUAUCGAACCAUGGACAGUCGUUCUCGCAGGAGUUCCAACUUCAAGUUGAGGCAGACUUCGAUUUGGUGGACACCGUUCGCCUGCCAACGUGGCCGCUGUUCCUGGAUCGCCUGCACUUUUUCAAACGCAAGCCCGGCGCGACCCCUCAGCCGUGAGCAGCUCCUCGCGAGAGAGUUCCGCAUGCGCCAAAAGGAGCUUCGCGCAUCGCGCACA
Effrenium voratum is the source of this 2286-nucleotide messenger RNA. The record is from the annotation of a GenBank genome assembly. Lineage: Eukaryota; Dinophyceae; Suessiales; Symbiodiniaceae.